UAAAUAUACAGGGGAAUUAUGGGAUUAGAUGUCGUUAAGGAUGUAAAGAGCAGACCCAAAUUAAGGUGUAAGUCAAUUCCUGCUAGAGUGCCUAAUACCUUACCGAAUUCUGUGAUUCUUAGACUAAAGACAAAUGCCAUCCGAAAUAGAAGAUUGUGUAUUUAUUUGAAAUGUAUUUUUGGAGCGAUUGGAAUUGUUUUCAUGAUUGUAGAAGGAGAAUUAUUUAUUUCCAAAACACUGGAGAAAGACUCUUUUGCAUCGAAUGCCUUAAAAUCUGUCAUAUCAAUUUCUACGGCAAUUUUACUUCUCUUUAUAAUUCUACAACACAAAUAUCAAAGACGAAUUGAACAAUACUUUAACCGGCAUAGAAAAUGGCGAUGGUGUGUCGAGAUGAUCAUUGAAAUUUUGGUUUGCAUUGUUCACCCUUUUCCUGGAAGUAUGAAAAUCCCGAAGCCUUUGCAAACAAUGUCAAAAGAGAGUUCCGAAUUGACACGAGAUCAUGUUUACCUCGACGGUUAUCUGUCUUUGUUCAUGAUAUUCCGUUUCUAUUUGUUUGGACAAUUAAUUUCCGAGUUGCUUUCAUCCCAACUAUUUUCGAACAGAACGCUUGCUAAACACUUAGCAGGACUAACAAGUGUCAGGCUGAAUUCUGCAUUUAUAAUGAAAUAUCUCCUUUUUCGAUACCCAUUUAAAUUUGUGAUUGCCAUCCUAAUGAUUGUUUUAAUAACAAACUCCUAUGCAAUGCAGACUUGUGAGUCGUAUACCUUCCCGGGCUCAGAAAUGACGUCAUUUCUGAACUCUCUCUGGUUGGUCAUGAUAACAUUCUUAACAAUAGGUUAUGGAGACUUUUACCCCGUAAGUUUUUGCGGUAGGUGUGUGUCGGCUUCAACUGGUUUCUUGGGAAUAGGCCUCACUGGUUUUAUUUUCUCUGUUUUUGUUCAUCAGUUUGAAAUGAACCGUGACGAAAAGUAUCUUCUGAAAUUUUCCAAAGAAGAAAAGCGGAAGCAGCAGAGACGAAUAGCUGCAUCCAAUGUUAUCAAGUGCUUUUACAAGGCAGCAAAAAGUAAAGGACAAAAAUCAAAAUACCAGGUAUGGAAAGUGAAGUUCUGGAAAGCGGUUAGUGUUAUGAGACGAUCUGCAAAGAAAUGUAAAUAUUAUCAUGAUAUUGACCUGGUCGAUAUACAACGCACGGUUCAGAAUAUUGAGAAAAGACAGAAUGAAAUUCUUAAUCUUCUGAGUCAUUUGCGAGACAAUCGUAUGACGGACGAAAACUCAAACACGAGCCUGUAGAUGUCAGAUGC
Molecule: messenger RNA, 1301 nt
Organism: Saccostrea echinata
Lineage: Eukaryota; Metazoa; Mollusca; Bivalvia; Ostreida; Ostreidae
Product: small conductance calcium-activated potassium channel protein 2-like
Exons: 1
Coding region: 19-1290 (423 amino acids)
Biological process (GO): potassium ion transmembrane transport
Cellular component (GO): plasma membrane
Molecular function (GO): calmodulin binding; small conductance calcium-activated potassium channel activity
Source: RefSeq, a predicted model, not a curated record